UUUUAUAUCUUUCGCAUCUGCAAUUUCUUUCACUCUCUCUUCUCUCCCUCUAUCUCUCUCUCUCUCUCACACACACACACUCACUUGUGAGACACCACACACGAGACCCAAGCAAACAAGGGAACACAGAAAGAAGGAGAAGAAGAUGAUGGGCGUCUCCUCCGCCACCGUCUUCGUCGCUUCCGUCUUCCUCCUCCUCACCUUCUCCUCCGUUCACUCUUUCUACCUUCCCGGCGUCGCCCCGCGAGAUUUCCAAACCGGCGAUCCCCUCUAUGUAAAAGUGAACAAAUUAUCAUCCACAAAGACUCAACUUCCAUAUGAUUACUACUACUUGAAGUAUUGCAAACCUAAGGAGGUUGUGAACAGUGCAGAGAAUUUGGGUGAGGUCCUUCGUGGCGAUCGCAUUGAGAAUUCAGUAUAUACGUUUCAUAUGAGGAAGGAACAGUCUUGUACUGUUGUGUGUCUUGCAACUUUGGAUGCCGAUGCUGCUAAGAAUUUUAAAGAAAAAAUUGAUGAUGAAUACCGAGUAAACAUGAUUCUGGAUAACCUUCCAGUUGCUGUUCUCAGACAAAGGAGGGAUGGAAGUCAGUCAACAACAUAUGAACAUGGUUUUCGUGUUGGGUUCAAAGGAAACUAUCAAGGGAGCAAGGAGGAAAAAUAUUUCAUCAAUAACCACUUGAGUUUUAGAGUCAUGUAUCACAAGGAUUCUGAAACGGAUUCUGCUCGUAUUGUUGGAUUUGAGGUCACACCAAACAGUAUUAACCAUGAAUUCAAGGAGUGGAAUGACAAGAACCCACAGGUGACAACAUGCAAUAAAGACACCAAGAAUUUGAUGCAAGGUAGUACUGUCCCACAGGAAGUUGACACAAACAAGGAUGUUGUAUUCACAUAUGAUGUUACCUUUAAGGAAAGUGAGAUCAAAUGGGCAUCACGGUGGGACACAUAUCUUCUAAUGAAUGAUGAUCAGAUCCACUGGUUCUCCAUCAUUAACUCUCUGAUGAUUGUCCUUUUCCUUUCUGGAAUGGUGGCUAUGAUCAUGAUGAGAACUCUUUACAGAGAUAUUGCCAAUUAUAAUCAGCUAGAAACCCAAGAUGAGGCCCAGGAAGAAACAGGGUGGAAACUUGUCCAUGGAGAUGUUUUCAGGCCACCUGUCAAUUCAAAUUUGCUUUGUGUUUAUGUCGGUACUGGUGUUCAGCUAUUUGGAAUGUCACUUGUGACAAUGAUAUUUGCUUUGCUAGGUUUCUUGUCACCAUCGAACCGUGGAGGUCUCAUGACUGCAAUGGUUCUAUUGUGGGUUUUUAUGGGUUUAUUUGCUGGUUACUCCUCGGCACGUUUGUACAAGAUGUUCAAGGGCACAGAGUGGAAAAAGAAUACCUUGAAAACAGCAUUUAUGUUUCCAGGCAUUCUGUUUGGUGUCUUCUUUGUGCUAAAUGCCUUGAUUUGGGGAGAGCAGUCUUCUGGAGCAGUCCCUUUUGGAACCAUGUUUGCUUUGGUUUGCCUGUGGUUUGGUAUAUCAGUACCCUUGGUCUUUGUGGGUAGUUACUUGGGUUUCAAAAAGCCAGUAAUUGAAGACCCUGUGAAGACUAAUAAAAUUCCCAGGCAGGUACCUGAGCAGGCAUGGUAUAUGAAGCCCGUCUUCUCUAUUCUUAUUGGAGGCAUUCUGCCAUUUGGUGCUGUGUUCAUUGAGCUCUUCUUUAUCUUGACAUCAAUAUGGCUGAACCAGUUCUACUACAUCUUUGGAUUCCUGUUCAUAGUGUUUGUUAUCCUAUUAAUCACCUGUGCAGAGAUUACGAUUGUGCUUUGCUACUUCCAACUUUGCAGCGAAGACUACAAUUGGUGGUGGAGAUCUUACCUCACGGCUGGGUCCUCAGCUUUGUACCUUUUCCUCUACUCAAUUUUCUAUUUCUUCACCAAAUUGGAUAUUACUAAACUGGUCUCAGGCAUCCUGUACUUUGGAUACAUGAUUAUCGUUUCAUACGCUUUCUUUGUGUUGACCGGAACUAUCGGCUUCUAUGCUUGCUUCUGGUUCGUCCGCAAGAUCUACUCUUCUGUGAAGAUUGACUAAAAUUACAAGCAUCGUAUAGUGUGGAUGAUUCAAGGUUGAGCACCGAACCAGAGAGGCUGUAGGACUUUGAAGCAAAUACAGCAGGGAAGUUCUUUUCCCCCUCCCCUGAAAACCCCUUUUUUGUUUAUUGUUUAGUGUAGCAGUUGGACUGUUAAUUUGUUAAACCCGUUUCCAUAUAUUACUGUAGUUGCUUAAUCCAUGAGAGAUGUAUGCAUAUUUCUACA
Molecule: messenger RNA, 2289 nt
Organism: Arachis stenosperma
Lineage: Eukaryota; Viridiplantae; Streptophyta; Magnoliopsida; Fabales; Fabaceae
Product: transmembrane 9 superfamily member 7
Exons: 7
Coding region: 146-2065 (639 amino acids)
Biological process (GO): protein localization to membrane
Cellular component (GO): membrane
Source: RefSeq, a predicted model, not a curated record